This is a messenger RNA of Chinchilla lanigera (long-tailed chinchilla), 405 nucleotides long. It is a transcript of the gene Snurf, whose product is annotated as SNRPN upstream reading frame. Gene Ontology annotation, cellular component: nuclear speck. The transcript is spliced from 5 exons. NCBI's taxonomy places the organism in Eukaryota, Metazoa, Chordata, Mammalia, Rodentia, Chinchillidae. The record is from RefSeq and is a predicted model, not a curated record. Bases 78 to 293 code for a protein of 71 amino acids.
UGCAGUGCGGCAGUCGGUACUUAGCGGAGCCCGGCCGGGCUGUCCCUGCGUCUCACACGGCAGAGGGCGGAGACGCGAUGGAGCGAGCCAGGGAUCGCUUACAUCUGAGAAGAACUACAGAGCAGCACGUGCCAGAGGUGGAAGUCCAAGUGAAACGUAGACGAACGGCUUCCUUGAGCAACCAAGAGUGUCAGCUGUACCCAAGGCGUUCUCAGCAGCAACAAGUUCCUGUGGUGGAUUUCCAGGCAGAGCUGAGACAGGCGUUCUUAGCUGAGACACCGCGAGGUGGUUAAAGAGUGUUGGAACAUUAAGGAGCUGUUGCAAAGAAAAAACCAAGACUCCACCUGCUGUUUGUGAAACUUCUGAACACCUUGCGUUGCCUCUAGGAGAAACCGCAUCAUACCU